AGCCUUCUAAUCUUUUUCGGUGAGUCCCACGGGAGACGUGUGCACCCCUGCCUCUCGCUUUCUCUCUCUUUCUCUGCUCCUGCUAACGGUACCCUCCAAGGAGUUCAUCAUCUCCCUUUUCUUUUGUUUUACGCUCUCCGUAUUUAGCGAACAGCAGGAGAAAAAUAAAGCCAAAAAAAAAAACGUUAAGUCUUCUCUCUCGCUAAGCACGAUUUCGAGCUUGCCCUUUCGCCUCUCGGUUUUUUUUUCUAGUAAAAAGGAGUUUUGUGGUUUGGGCCGUCAGAGAAGCGAGGAGGAAGGAUUUCGACUCUUUUUGCGUUGUGCCUCUCUCGAACUGGUUUCGUUUUUCCUAUUCCGUUUUCCCUCUUCGUUUUCCCUUUUUCCUCUCCCGAUUCUUUCUCAUUUUUCCUCCUUAAGAAUUAUUGUCGCGCAUUGCACCAUACACAGUAUCUGCUUUCUACGCCGUCCUCAUUUCCAGUUCAAAGGAACAUACACGUCCCUUCACGUUUUGAGCACGGCGCUUUUGGGUGGCACUUUUACGAUUUGUUGUUCUUCACCUGUCUGCAUUCGCUUGCAUACAACGAGGCUACAUACAUAUAUUACAUGCAAAUCUAAGUAAGAACAGUGUUUGCGUUUUUGAUACCUCUUCGUCCUUCUCCCAUUCCUUCCCGUGGGCUUCCUGCAGCUGGUGUUUUUGGAUACCUCAAAAAGCCAGCAGUAGUGUUUAUAAUUGUUUUUAUUUCCUUUGUUGUCGUCGCGGAGACUUUUUCUUCGUUUUUCCGACCCUGGUCAUUCAUUUGUGGUACUCAUUACUUUUCUUCUUAUCUUUCUUUUUGACUCUCUCGCUCUCUCGCUUCACUUGCCGGUGUUGCAGCGCUUCGGUAUUGAACGCUUCAUCUUUCACUCUUCGUAGUCCGUCGUUUUUGUGUGUGGCUCUAACCUGCCGUGAUUGGUUUCUUUUUUUUUUCCUCCUAGGUAAUUGGUUGUACCACCUACACACGAGUCAAAAGCAUGUUCUCCUGUGUCCAUAUGAGCAAAGUCAAGCUUGCGCGGACGCGCAAGCCGAAGACGUUGACGGAGCAGCACAAGGCGGAGCUGCGUGCACGCCGCAAGGCGGAGACGGCGGCGGCCCACCCGUCGCAGCGCCCGUUCACUAGCUCGAUGGACAGCUUGCCAAGCGACGGAGAGGACAACGUUGCAGGCUGCUACGUGUACAAGAACAGGGAUCCGUCACACAGCUGCAGCGCGGUUGUGCACUCCACGCGUCCUCCGCCGCGUGCCAAGUCACUGGAGGAGUGCCGUCCACCACCCCUUGUUAUUACUGCCGGGGGGCGAUAG
Messenger RNA from Leptomonas pyrrhocoris, 1338 nucleotides. RefSeq lists its product as hypothetical. The transcript has a single exon. Bases 1012 to 1338 code for a protein of 108 amino acids. Lineage: Eukaryota; Euglenozoa; Kinetoplastea; Trypanosomatida; Trypanosomatidae. The record is from RefSeq and is a predicted model, not a curated record.